Molecule: messenger RNA, 5941 nt
Organism: Alligator sinensis (Chinese alligator)
Lineage: Eukaryota; Metazoa; Chordata; Crocodylia; Alligatoridae
Gene: CCDC186
Product: coiled-coil domain containing 186
Exons: 17
Coding region: 399-3179 (926 amino acids)
Biological process (GO): vesicle cytoskeletal trafficking
Cellular component (GO): trans-Golgi network
Molecular function (GO): small GTPase binding
Source: RefSeq, a predicted model, not a curated record
GCAGGCAGACAGAAGUGGAAUAACAAGGGAGAGACUGGAGAUAAAGCUUGCGUACAUCUGGCAUUAUUCUGCUUAAAGCUGCAGUAACUAAAUAGUGAAACUAAUACCAUAUUACUUGUCUUGGGAAAACCAAACUCUGUACUGUCCUAGAUUUACAAACCAUUCUGAUACUCAUUGGGAGCUGAGUGAUUUUAGGGAUUUCUUUUUAUUCUUCUCACGAUGUCUUGAGAAGGAUUCCUCAUAAUCUGGAUUUCAACAACUAUUCUUCACCAGAAUUAUUACAGUGGGUUUUGUUCUUGGUUUUCAUAAGGAGAAGCUGAGGGAACAGCCUGCAAAGGAACUUUAGACUGACGGAACAUAAUUUUCCCAACAGGAUGAUUGAUUCCUGAAAGGAAAGAAUGGAAGUGCAUAGGCCAGACAUGCAGAGUGUAAUAGAGGUGGUUACUUUGCAAGCCUUGGAGAGUGCCUCUCCCAGCUCUUCACAGCAUGAAAGUGCUGACAGAACUUCUGACGGGAAGGAUGAUGCAAGCAUUGCUGAAGAAGAGGAUCCCACCUUGGAAAGGGAAUCUGAGUCAUUGCCAGCAGCCCAUGGUUUCACAGCUGUUGACAUGAGGGGGGAUGGGGCCAGAACUGAAAUGCUGGAGCAACAGCAGCCUUCACCUGAUCACGGAGGAGGUGGGGACUGCUGUGCUAAGACUUCUCCUGAAAGACGAGGGGAAGGCUCUGGGAAACCCAAACUCUUGCCCAGCGGGGAUUUUGAACGACAGGUUUCGAAAACGAAUGGCACAGAACAGUCCCUUAUGGAGUUAUUGCAGGAGUUGAGAGAAGAAUCUGACUUUGUAAAAAAAUCUAGGGAUAGAAUUUACUCAGAAAGCCCUUAUGAUACAGACUGCACAAAGAAGCUCAUUUCCACAAUACAGCAGUCUUCAUCGCAGGAGGCUUUGUUGGAAGAAAUUGAAUCUGAACUGAUAGCCACCGAUUUUUCAAAAGAGCGCAAACUCCCGAACGGAAUGAGGAAAGGGGAGCAGGCCCUGGCAGUGUUUGACAAACGUGUGCAAGACAAAUACCUGGAACAGGAGCAAACCAUAAAGAAGUUAAUUAAGGAAAACAAAAAGCACCAGGAACUGAUAUUGGAAAUUUGUUCCGAAAAGGACAACUUGAAAGACGAACUGAAAAAACGAACAGAGACAGAGAAGCAGCACCUCAACAUUAUUAAACAGUUAGAAGUGAAAAUAGAAGAGCUUAAUAAAGAAGUUAAAGCUGCUAAAGACAAGCUUAUAACCCAAGAUGCCGCAGCCAAAAAUGCUAUUCAGCAAUUGCAUAAGGAGAUGACAUUUCGUAUGGACCAGGCAAACAAGAAAUGUGAAGAAGCGCGCCAAGAAAAGGAAACCAUGGUGAUGAAAUAUGUUCGAGGAGAAAAGGAGUCAUUAGACCUCCGGAAAGAAAAGGAGAUACUUGAGAGAAGACUGAGAGAUGCAAACAAAGAAAUUGAAAAACACACUAAUAAAAUCAAACAGCUUUCUCAGGAAAAAGGAAGACUGCACCAGCUCUAUGAAACCAAGGAAGGCGAAGCUGCUAGAUUGAGCAGAGAGAUAGAAAAACUGAAAGAAGAAAUAAACUCUCAUGUUAUCAAAGUCAAAUGGGCCCAAAACAAAUUGAAAACAGAAAUGGAUUCUCACAAGGAAACUAGAGACCGACUCAAGGAUGCAACAACGAAGUUAACACAAGCAAAAGAGGAAGCAGAUCAGAUACGGAAAAACUGCCAAGAAAUGAUAAAAACGUACCAAGUAGGCGUGUUUUCUUAUGAGGAGUCGGAAGAAAUUAAAUCGAACGAGUUGGAUGCAAAACUCCGUGUAACAAAGGGAGAACUGGAGAAACAAAUGCAGGAAAAGUCUGACCAGUUGGAGGUACAUCAUGCCAAAAUCAAAGAACUGGAGGACUUGAAAAGAACAUUUAAAGAGGGCAUGGAUGAGCUGCGUACACUGAGAACAAAGGUGAGGUGUCUAGAGGAUGAAAGGUUGAGAACAGAUGAUGAGUUAUCUAAGUACAAAGAAAUCAUUAAUCGGCAGAAGGCUGAGAUUCAGAAUUUGCUGGACAGAGUGAAAAUUGUUGAUCAGCUGCAGGAACAACAUCAAAGAGAUGAACAAGAGAUCGAUGCAUUGAAGGAAGAAGUGGAUAGUCUGAACUCCUUGAUUACUGAUCUCCAAAAGGACAUUGAAGGCAGUCGGAAAAGAGAGUCUGAGCUACUGGUAUUCACUGAAAAACUAACCAGUAAGAAUGCACAGCUUCAGUCUGAAAAUAAUUCGUUACAGAACCAGCUCGAUAAGCUCACUUACAGUGAAAGAGAGUUACAGAGGCAGCUGGAACAUGUGAGACAGACCAAAGAUGAUGUGACCAAUAAAUUGCAGAAGGAGGAAGAGCUGCGCAGACAUGAGGUCCUGGCCUUGCAGACGGAGUUAGAUUCUCGACAGAAAGAGCUAACAGUGCUGAAUACCCAAGUGGAUGAACUAAAGGAUGAGCUGGUUACUCAAAAGCGGAAGCACACAGCAAAUCUUAAAGAUCUCACCAAACAACUUCAGCAAGCACGAAGAAAACUGGAACAGAUUGAAAAUGGUAGUUAUGAUAAAGAAGUCAGCAGCAUGGGAAGUCGUUCUAGCUCAUCAGGUUCCCUUAAUGCUCGAAGCAGCAAUGAAGAUAGGUCGCCUGAGAAUACUGGCUCUUCAGUAGCUGUGGAUAACUUCCCAGAAGUGGACAAGGCUAUCCUGAUUGAGAGGAUAGUCAGGCUACAGAAGGCUCAUGCUCGGAAAAAUGAAAAGAUGGAGUUCAUGGAGGAUCACAUUAAGCAACUGGUGGAGGAAAUCAGGAAAAAAACCAAGAUUAUUCAGAGUUACAUUCUGCGAGAAGAAGCUGGAACCUUGUCCUCAGAGGCCUCUGACUUUAACAAAGUUCAUUUGAGCAGGCGUGGUGGGAUCAUGGCGUCUCUGUACACGUCUCACCCUGCCGACAGCGGGCUCACAUUAGAACUCUCUUUAGAGAUCAACAGGAAACUCCAGGCUGUGCUAGAGGAUACUUUACUGAAGAACAUAACACUAAAAGAGAACCUUCAGACACUUGGAACAGAAAUAGAACGGCUCAUUAAACACCAGCAUGAACUGGAACGGAGGAUGAAGCAAACGUAACUAGAGUUUUUAUGGAAAGACCAGAACAAAGAUGCAGAAAAGGCAGGUGCUACAGGCUGUCAACUUAAGCUUCUCCUGGAAAUUGAGUGUGCAACAGUUCAAAGAUCCAAUCUUGCAAAGCUUUUAAGUAUGCAAGCUGUUCGCUUUCUCAAGAGAAGGGGUCUGUAGACUCGGGUUGUUUUGCCUGUUUGAUGUUAGCCAAAGGCAUUGCUGAGCUUCACUAUACACUACGUUCUUCUGUUGAACUGUACUCUGAAACGACAUCCAAAUGCUUUGCGGUGUAUACUACAUGUAGAGUAAGUUUCAAUGAGAUUUUAAUUUCUGCCCUGUGCAAUUAAAUAGUCUGCUAAUAAUGGAGCUUCAAAAAAAAAUUAAACUGAUUUUUUUUUUUUGCUGUUGGACAGAUCCAGUGCUGCUGAGCUUCAAGGGCUUUCAGACAGAUUCUUCCCUACCCUCUAUAAAUGUUUCUGAUAUUUAAGUUGAUUAAGUAGUUUUAAUGUAUGCAUGAGAGAGGUUUUGUUCUAAAGCUUUGUGUUUUUUUUUUGUUUUUUAAAUUAAGGACAUGGUAUUCCAUAAAUUACCAUUCGGAAAAAAAGUUUAAUAGCUUGGGUAUUUAAAAUGAAUUGACCUGCUUCUUGUUUUUUUAAAGCCAGCUAGAAAUUGAAGAAUGAAAAACUUUUGUUUCUGCUGCAGUUAUUUGGCAAGUUUAGUUGAUAUAAACUCAGAUUGCACAAAUGGUUAGGUGCAUACAUUUAAAUAAUUUUGAACUCAGGUAAUUUAGUUUUAUAAAAUAAGUUUUUCCAGACCUUCAGUGUAAUUAGCAUAAUUUUUAAAGUAUGGGUUGUUUGCUAUGUGUAUCAAAUCUUCUCUCCCCCAGUCCAAGAUAACCAAUUAAUUAAAAAAAAAAAUUUCUGAGCACGUUGUGUUUGUCACAUUAGUUAUAAGUAUAGGCCAGCCAGUAAGAUCGAGGUGAGACAUGAGGUGUGUGUUAAGUGGUGAGUUGCAGCUUAUUGGCUGAACUGUAACUGCAGCACAGAAAUCUGUGCCAGAUCUUGAACUUUACUGAUGUGUGAAGUAUUAAACUGUCAGAAUGACACGGGGUAAGAUUCCAGGGGAUACCUCCAUCCUGCUUUGACAGGGUGAUGGGAAGCUAGCCCUGCAGUGACAACUUUAAAAGUUGAGUCUCAAUGUUAUACUCAUGCAGCUUAGCAUCAGGAAAAGUAAUUUACCUGGACUGGAGUAGCUCCACUCCUGCAGUAAAUGUAUAUUUUUAUACAUUUAGUGCUUGCUUGAUCAAAAUUCAGAGCCAGACCAGUUCAUCGUAUAAAUAUAUGAAGUAUAUACUGUAUUACAUAUUUGCACUUAGUGCUCAUGUACAAUAAAAACCCUUUACGUAUUAGUUAUUUAAAUUUGAAAGGACAGCUUUUUUAAUGAUGAAAAAACAAACCCAAAUUUUCUACCCUCCUCCCCACUUGUGUCAUUUGCAGAAUUGAUCCCUGGUUGUGUCAAAACACAGGGUAAAACUUACUAAAGCAUCUAAGUGGCUUAAAGCACCUAACUUCCAUUUUCAGAAGCCUCAGUGUCACUUAAGCAGUAGAAGAUUUUACCCCAAAGUACUUGAUUUGAUUGAUGUGAAUCAGUUAGUGAGACUGCCCCGCUGGUUAGAGAUGAGCAUGCACAUACAUAUUUACAAAAUCAGGCUCAGCUUGUUGUUUAGGGUUGCUCCUGAGUAGCUGGCGUUUUUACUCCCCAACAAUAGAGGUAGUAAAGAGCUAAUGAUUUCCAAUAAGGAGAGGGUCAUGUGGCCCCUCAACCCUUAAUGCUGGGGGAUGUCUUCUUUCCCAAAUUCCAGGGGCAGUGAGAGCAGUUCUGCAAUUUUGUUGUGACCCUUAGCCAGCCCAGCCUCAGGACUGUAUCUGCUGCGCGUAUACAGACAAACUGUUCAGGACAGCAAGGCAAAGAGGGCAGCGGCUUCCCCUGGAGCAGCUGGCAUACGGUAACGUUGUCCACUCUUACUCCACAGUAAGUUAAUGUUAUACUGGAGAAACUUACCUUGGAACAAAACAGGUUUAAGUUUCCCUGAUUUAACUUGUGCUUACUGCAGAGUAAGAGCAGACAAAUGGCUAAUUAUCCUAGAAUAGCCAGUAAGUCCCUGCUCCCUUUGAACUUGUUGUUCGUUGUCUGUCCACACUCUGAAUGUUUGUGAUGGGAAAGUGGGUAUGGGGCAGUGAAAGCUAGCCUCCUGAGGUGAAAUCCUGGCUCAUUAUGAAAUCAGUGAGUUUUACUGUUUCGUUCAAGAAUGCCAGGAUAUCGCCUGAGGGGCAAGGUAAGUUUGUACAACUGAAUUUUAGGCCCUCUGAGACAGUAUUCAGGAAUAAAGGUUGUGUGUCCAAACAUAGCUUAGCUCUUGUUUGUUUUGCAUUUUUAUACUUAUAUGCCUGUUUGGCUUAUUUUCCUGUAUUAAACUGAUUCCCAUAUUUUAGAUUUUGGAAAUAAGCUCACUCCAUAUAGUACCUAUAACCGUUUAAUGUAUGUUCUUCAGCUGUUUAAUAUAAAUGAAGAAAUGUGAUGCAGAUGGGAUAAGUGCAAUGAUAGUGCGGAAAUUCUUCGUAGUGCUUCUUGACAUCACUCCAUUACACUUCUUAAAUUAUUUUAGCACACUAGUUAUCCUUUUGUCUUGCUUAAAAAUGCUGCUUUCUGUCUGUGACUCUACAAUUCUAGGGGUUUUUUAUCUUUGCUUGUGUAUGUCGUUUGCAUAAGCA